AUGGAGCCCAACGUCGAGUAUCUUGACGCCAGUUCCAACAAGACAGGACGCGCCAUCAACUUCAACGAGGGAGAGUCGCCCGACGUCUUCUUUGACGAGCCAGAGGAGACCUUCGACACCGAGAUCCGCGAAAAGAGCGAUGACGAGGGUAGUACCUCAACCGCAAGCAACCUCGACCUCCCGUCUCCCGUUCCAGCAGACUCGUACACUGCCAAACCCACAGCUCUCGAGAAGCAUGACCCGUUCGCUUCCCUUGCUCUCGCCAUCGACAGCCCCGUUUCAGACAAGGGACCAUUCCCAUUCAUGAACCUCCCCAUCUCCGUUCGCAACAUCAUCUACUCGCACCUCCUCGUCGUUCCCGGCCUGAUAUGCGUCCGUCAAAAGCACACCGUGUUCCACGACGAGAAGAAAGCUUUCCUUCAUGCCGAGCGCCGCGAGUUACUCCCCGGUAUCGCGUACGCGCUCGUCCACCUCCACGUCGACGGCCACAAAACCCGCUUCUCGCUCGUCGGCCGCACCAACAUCAACAUCCUCCAUGCGAACAAGGAGAUCUUCGCCGAGGCCAAAGCCGUACUGUACGGUAAAAACAUGUUCGAGGUCGUUAGACCGACGAACGAACUCUGCCCGCCACCCGACUACAGCGUGAGGCUGUUUCCCACUGGAUGUCAGCGUCUCGUCACCAAGCUCAACAUCAAGAUCCGUUCUUUCUACGAUCUACACUGGUUGUUAAGCGGUGGAUACAACGUCAUGAAGAACUACUACCGCGGUCUUGUCUCCCUCACUCUUAUUCUGGAAAUGGACUCGACUAGCAAAGGCUUCGGGAAGACGUGGACUAGGAAUGGUGCUGAAGAGAAGUGGGCGGACUAUGUCCAGCGCCUGCGCGGUGAGAUGGCGAAAGAGCUGUUCAAGAAGAUGAAGGUCAAGGGUACGGACACGAAGAUCGUUCCGGUCUGGAUGAACUUGCGCGUUCUGUUCUCGGGCGAAGCAUACGACGGCAGUUUGGCUGCUGUUGGUGAUACUGGUGAUGAGCAGCGAGCGAAGCAGGAUGAGACUAAGCAAGGCUUGGUCGAGGCAUGGGAGUUGUUCAAGAAAGGUGGGAAGUAG
Molecule: messenger RNA, 1104 nt
Organism: Alternaria metachromatica
Lineage: Eukaryota; Fungi; Ascomycota; Dothideomycetes; Pleosporales; Pleosporaceae
Exons: 2
Coding region: 1-1104 (367 amino acids)
Source: RefSeq, a predicted model, not a curated record